AUGGAGAAUCAGUACAAGCUCAUUGGAGCUUACACCCGCUAUUCCAGCUGGACUGCUCGUGUAGCCGUCCUACUGGACUACUACCGCAUCCCCCACGAGUCAGUCGAGCUCUCGCUUGAGGAGGCCACGAAGCUGUCGAAAACAGGGCUAGUCCCUGCACUCGAGGUGCCAUCUCUCGGCUCAUCGUUCCAGAUCAACGACUCCCUAGCGAUCUGUGAAUACCUUGCCGAGUCCCACCCGGAUCUGCCCCUAUGGCCCAAGGAUACCGCUCUACGGGCCCAAGCCCGCAGUGCCGUCGCACAGAUGCAUUCUGGUCUCUGUACAGUGCUACGAACAUACUACCACACCAAUGCCCUGGGUAGGUACACGGGAAAUGUUCCCAUGUAUGACGGCGCAAUUAAAGAGGUGGAGAAUUGCCUAAAGCUCUGGGCCGAGAGCAGACGGUAUACAGUUUCUCGACUAGCGGAACUGAAGCAGGCCGAUGAUGGGUUCUUGUUCGGCGAGUUUAGUAUCGCCGAUGCUUUCUUUUGGCCGGUUCUUUGGCGUUUCCGGACCUAUAACUUUCGUCUAUCAAGUGCUAAGCCCGAGGCGCUUGCGUGGAUGAAGCAGAUGUGGAAUCAUCCGAAGAUCAAGGAGAUUGUCCAUGGGUACUACCUCCAAAAGGAGCGCCCAGAGACAACCAUCCAGAGAUACGAUGAUGUCUUCAAAGGUAAUGCCGACGUGCAGUUCGGUUGGUUCCCCGAGAAUUGGGAGUUCACCGCAUAA
Arthroderma uncinatum is the source of this 765-nucleotide messenger RNA. RefSeq names its product glutamine amidotransferase subunit pdxT. Gene Ontology annotation, cellular component: cytoplasm. The transcript has 4 exons. Bases 1 to 765 code for a protein of 254 amino acids. The record is from RefSeq and is a predicted model, not a curated record. NCBI's taxonomy places the organism in Eukaryota, Fungi, Ascomycota, Eurotiomycetes, Onygenales, Arthrodermataceae.